Naegleria fowleri is the source of this 2646-nucleotide messenger RNA. RefSeq lists its product as uncharacterized. The record is from RefSeq and is a predicted model, not a curated record. The transcript has a single exon. The coding region runs from base 1 to 2646 and encodes 881 amino acids. Lineage: Eukaryota; Heterolobosea; Eutetramitea; Acrasida; Naegleriidae.
AUGAAUCAAUCACCGACAACCACAGCAGUGACCAGUAGCCAUUCGGACUCUUCACCCCAUUCCAUUCUCAACAACAAGGGUUCUGAAAAUCAACAACAAUCCUCUGCAACCACAACUUUACAUCAAGGGUCCCCCAUUCAUCAUCAUCAUCAUCCUCAGGAUGGUGAAUCUCAACAAGAAGAUUUAUCUGUUUUAUUGGCAGCGAAACAACAAAAGCUCUCACAAUGGUCCUCCUCCAUUGGAGAUAAAUUAGGAGGAAUGGGUAACGUUCCAAAUCAUGUUUAUCCAUUAGGGAGCAAUAAUAGUAGGACCAAUACGGAGCAGCAAAAUACAACGUUGGUUACUACUAACGCGCCAACCAUUAGUAAUACGGGUUCUCAUAAUGGUGGCGCAACACUGGUGGGCACGAAUAGUGCUAGUACUAAUUUUCCUCAAAAUGCGGCGACAUCCCAACCAAGUGCCACAGGUCAAUUUCACAAAGUUUCAACUUCUCCAUCCACUCCAAUCAACACAAUGAGUAACAACCACAUGUUGGCACUUUCCACACAAAACAUGCAUGUAUCUUCACAAGACGGUGCUUUUGAUCAAAUGAUGAUGGUGACAAAUGCCCCAAAUCAAAUGCCCCAUCCAUCAACAAGCAUCAACCAUCGACAGAAUAGUUGUAGUAACGGUGGUACAAUGAUGACAUCAAAAAGAAGCUCAAGCAGUCUUUCGUCCUUGUGCACUUCUCAACAACAAUUCUCACAUGAAGUAACACUGCCGCCACCAUCGCUGAACUCAAACCCCUCUCAUUCAUCUCCUCCUCCUCCUAAUUUAUCCUCUACUAGUACUACUUUAUACUAUCCACCACCGUCGCAGCCAUCUUCGAGUUCAUCCUCUUCACAGAAUCUUCAACAUAUGUUUUCGUCGAACAGUGGAAAUCAUCCAAACAAGAACAUUGCAACUACCACUACCACCAACAACAACAAUAAUUCGUCGUCGUAUUCAUCAUCGUCUGCCACUCCACCACCACCAUCUGUCCCAUUCAAUCAUCUUCAUCGCUCUUCGCCUUUUCACCACCAUCAUCACCAGCAUGAAAUGCCAUCUCCUUCAGAUCCUUAUGAAAUGGUCAACUCAUCAUCGAGUAGUAACGAAAAAUUACCAAGUCUGCAUUCUUUGAUGGAACAACACGCACCAUCAACAGCAGAUACUCCCAUCAAAAACUCCUCUUCACAGCAGCAGCCAAUCCCAACCAGAGCAAGCAAUCACCACCACCACAUGUCUCCCACCACCUCUCACCAUGGUGCAUCGUCCCAUCACUAUCACCACUCUGCUGCACAACAUGGAACCUCAAACAUGCGUGUACCCUAUAAUAGUUCCUCCAUGCCACAUGCAACCACAAAUUCACAACCGGUUCCUUACCAUGUGGAUUCUUUGCAUUCCUACGGAAGCAGUAACAAGGCAUCUCAUCACAUGGACAUGUAUCCAAGUGUGCAGCAGCCUACCGCAUCUUCCUCUCAUCCUUCCACACAACAUUUUCCAAUUCGCCACUCACAACAGUCAUCCUGGAGUCAUGGAAGUGAAGCAGGUUCUCACAACAUGUAUCCUCCUGGAGUGGCUUCAGCCUCUUCUACUUCUUCUUCGAGAAAAGUAAGAUCUGGAAGUGGUGCAUCCGGAGUUGUUGCUGCUGCUUCUCGUGAGAAUGAAACACCACAAUCAUCUUCCAACUAUACUUUUGAACAUCCAGUGAAAAUCAAUACUCACCAAAAGAAGAAGGCAAAAGAAAGUACUGAUGACUACAAUGAAGAUAAGAAAAAUUGGAAAAAGAAGAGAUUAUUUAGCUUGGAUGAAGUCACAGAUUUAGUUGCUUUCGUUAAGCAACGAUCUGACAGUCAAGAAUUGGCGCGAGAUGUCAAUUAUGCCAUUUUCAAAGAGUACGAAAAAUUACAAGGUGAAAGAAGAAGAGCAAGUGUCUACAGAAAGAAAUACGUUCAACUAUUUGAGAGAAAUUUAAUUGGAAAGGAUGGAACCAUUGAUCCAUCACUCUUUCAAGAGUAUGAUCAAAGAUCGUAUCCAAAGAUUUCAAGCAAAUCGUACGCUUCUGAGGAUGUACCUUCUAAGGAAGAAAGUACAAAGAGAAAGUACGAUGAAGAAUCAUUUUCUGAAUCUGACGAUAGUUUAGAUGAGGAGAAGAAAGGAGGAGGUUCAGACUCUCCAGUGCAUGUACCUUCAACAGCAAGCUACAAACGAGCUAAAUCAGACACUAAGAAUGUCAUGGAAGAGAAUACCAAUUAUGAAGAAUCUGAAAAGGAUUCGACACCUACCACUCGAACAUCUUCUGAAAUGCAACAUGAUUCUAAAAUUACCAUUUGUGUCUCAUUGAACGGAAGAAAUUAUUUACACAUUUUGGAGAGAGAUUCAUUCAAAAGCACUGAACAAUUAUUUGUUCACUUUAAUGAACAAUCAUACUCAUCUCUGAGAGGUUUAUCAACCACAAGCAACACUUCUGUUGAGGACGAGAAUAAUCAAGCUCCCACUGAUCACCUUCAACUUCAAACCAUUGAUUAUUUCGAUAAUGCAUUUCAAGAAUGGAUUGAAGUGAAUUCGCUAUCGAUUCAGCGAGUGCUAGGAACACAUCCAAUAAAGCUACGCCUAAACAUUGCGUAA